UGGGAGACGCAGGGGUGGAACCACGGAAGGUCUGCAUACGAGUCACAGACACAACGUCAUGGAGGGAGAAGACGGUUCGGGGUCCGCAAGGCCUGGAAUACGCAAUUCAGUAUCUGGUUCUGACGCUCGGAAGAAUCGUCGGAACGGUGGAGUCCUAAUGCGACCAAGUACCAUACUGAGGGUACAGAAGGGACCUACUCGUAAAUUCUGCUUGGAAGCCCUCAUCGUUGCUCUGAACGAGACGUGCGACGGGAAGAGUUGGUACACGUCGACGAAGGAGCUGCAGCUGGCGUCCUUGGAUUUCUGCAUCGCGUGCAGGAACUGCCAGACUGUGCACUUGAAUGUCGACGAACAAAUUCCACGCAGGCUGCUGGCCAGUGCGGAUGCUCCUCCACCGCACCCCAAACGGUUAUGUUGGACGCGCGUGCCACGGCUUAGAAGUCGCCGAGUGACAUGGAACAUGCCGACAGCAGCGAAAUUGAGAACCCCUAUAUUUGCAAUGACCGACAUGGAGUACCUGGAGUUCGGCGAUGCCUUCGGAGACAGUCUCGAGGCUGUGCCAUGGCCGGAACACCUGAGAACGAUGGAGUUUCACCAUGAUUCACCGUUUGACCAAACUAUCGAACUUGUACAAUGGCCGCCAUUUCUGCAGAAUGUCACUUUCGGAGGAGAUUUCAACCAACCGAUCGAACGUGUCAAGUUUCCGGCAUCGCUGCAGCAGCUCAUAUUCCGCACGUCAAGUUCGCGUUUUGACCAACCCAUUGCCGAAGUGGUUCUGCCGGCUUCACUGCAGCUGCUUGAGUUGGGGGGAGACUUCAACCAGCCGAGCGAAGAUGUAGUGUGGCCGGCAUCGCUGCAGCAGCUGACGUUUGGGAACAGAUUAAACCAUCCUAUUGAGGGCACUGUGUGGCCAGAUUCGCUUCAGACGCUCGUUGUCGGAGUUGAUUUCAAUCAACCAGUAGACAACGUGAGGUGGCCGGCGUCGUUGCAAGAACUGACGUUUGGAUGGUGCGAUGAAUUUGCCGGCAAUGGGAUGGUGAUAUUCGCGAACUUUGAUCAACCCAUCGGUAGCAGUGUCGGGCCUGCCUUGCUUCGGCGACUUGUACUAGGCCACAUGUUCAGGCAGUCACUGCAAGGACUGGGCACUUGGAUGCCCAAUCUUGAAGUACUUCAUCUCCUUCAUUACCAUGGUUCUGGUUUAGGUGACAGUAACUUUCUCCGCGAAAUCGAAUGGCCGAAGGGCCUUCGUCAUCUGACCCUGUUGGAAGGCACGAGCAUAGAUGGAGUGGAUAUCCCUCUUGCUGUGCAGGUCUUGUUCGCGUACAACGAGUGUUGGUGAUGGCGGCUGUGUCGACAGAGUAGCGUUGAAAUUGGAUGGUUGAGUGGGGGACUGCCGGUUCUACACAUCGCUGUAGCCACACAUUAUGCGAGGAACGUUCUGUAGACUAAGCAUGUUGUUCGUGGACGGUGCAUUGCGCCGAGCGUAUUCUUUGCGGAUAUACAGUGCAUUAGCCAGAGGAGUUGUGGUACAAAGGGAGAAUUGCGCUGGUCCGUUUUCCGAAUUUAUUUAUGUUCUGCAGUUAUGCGUUGAUGGGGC
This is a messenger RNA of Ectocarpus sp. CCAP 1310/34, 1597 nucleotides long. The record is from the annotation of a GenBank genome assembly. Lineage: Eukaryota; Phaeophyceae; Ectocarpales; Ectocarpaceae.